Molecule: messenger RNA, 5056 nt
Organism: Sipha flava (yellow sugarcane aphid)
Lineage: Eukaryota; Metazoa; Arthropoda; Insecta; Hemiptera; Aphididae
Gene: kek2
Product: amphoterin-induced protein 2
Exons: 8
Coding region: 1024-3411 (795 amino acids)
Molecular function (GO): protein binding
Source: RefSeq, a predicted model, not a curated record
UCGCCUCGCGACCGCCGCCGCCAGUGUGCCGGGCACGCCAGACGAUCGCUGUUGACCGUUGCCGGUGCUCCGUCCGUCGACUACGCGAACCGAUCGCGUCGUUUUCUCCGUUCCUCUGACCUUUUUUUCACACGUCACUACCGCGACAAACCGCCCGCCGCGGGUAUCGCCGGUAACCGGGUGGUGACCGGAAGACUCGCGUGUGCCGGACCGCGACUGUGCGCUCGAGAGUACGCGCGUGUUUGUGUGUGUGCGCGUGCGAGUGUUUCGCGGUUGACGCUGGACUCUUUUUCGACUCUCGUGUUUCCGAUGUCAUUCCACCCCGUGGUCACGUCCCAAGAGGUAGGUAGAUCGUUUUCUGGUUUCCGUAUGUUCGGCUGCUCCUUCAUGGCAAUACGUCGCGGGUGAUGAAAAUAUAAAAAAAAACCAUGCAGUUAAAAAACGAAAAAUGUAUUCGAGAACAUUUAGCCGUUAACGAAAGAACAUGGUGUGAUCGAUUUGCUCGGUAGCAGAAGAUUUAACACGUUGAGUACGUAUAUUAUACGUGAAAACACUAUUGAACUUGUGACCAGACUACGGAUGCAGUCGAUUGAAGUGAAAAAUGUACUUUACCGUAAUCAAGAGGCGAAAUUGUCUUUAAAAUGUCAUGUUAAAAAUUAACGGAUCAAAGAUUCGAGUUCCUAGUCAUUUUCGAUACCCGUUCGUGUCGAUUAUUCAGACAGUGACAUUCAAGUAGACAACAGUGCGUAUAAUUGAGUUGUAGACACUCAAAGGACGAGCAAAUUUCAUGGUCGGUCAUGUGGUUUUCUUCAACAUGACGAUGGAACAUUGAAUUCGAUAACGCAUAACCAACUGUAGAACACUGAAGAAGACGUUGAAUAUAUUUCGAGAGAGUAAUGCACAAAACGUCUUCAGAUAACGUCAAUUGAAGACACCGCCGCUAUUGCCAGCAAAAAGAUACACAAUGACACGCAGACCGGCCGAGGCUCGGAGCGGGUCGAACAACCACCACCGUCCAGCGUGAUGACGCGCGCGUUCGCGACGAUGCCGAUCGGACGUACCGCACUGGCGGUGAUGAUUUUCGCUGCGGCCGUGGUGGCUGCGACACUGGCCGCAACCGCGGACUGCCCGGUGGGAUGCACGUGCAAAUGGAAGGGCGGCAAGCAGACGGUGGAGUGCGUGAACAAGAGUCUAACGGCCAUACCGGUAGGUAUAGAUGCGGGCACGCAGGUGCUGGACAUGUCGGGCAACACGCUGGACGAGCUAACGCGCGGGCGCUUCCUGUUGGCCGGGCUGUCCAACCUGCAGAAGAUCUUCAUGGCCCGGUGCCGGAUCGCGUACGUGGACGAUGCGGCGUUCCAAGGGCUGUCCAACCUGGUCGAGCUGGACCUAUCGGACAACGGUAUCGUGGAGGUGCCGACCAAGUCGUUCGACGACUACCCGCAGCUGAUGAAACUGGUGCUCAGCGGCAACGCGGUGACGGCCGUGCGGACGGGCGCGUUCAAGCGGCUCGCAUAUCUGACCGUCCUCGACCUGAGCCGGUGCCGGCUGUCCACGGUCGAGGUGGGCGCGUUCGACGGGCUUGACCACCUGGAAUGGCUACGGCUCGACCACAAUCAGCUGGCGCGCAUCGAGGCUAACGGCGGCUCGGUGCUGCCGUUGCGAUUGCACGGCAUCGAGAUGCACCACAACCCGUGGACGUGCGACUGCCGGCUGCGUGACGUGCACCAGUGGCUGAACAACAAUACCGCGCCGCACACGGUGGAGCCCACGUGCCACGGCCCGGACCGGUUACGCGGCGCCGCAGUCCGCAAACUGGCCGCGGAGGAGCUGGCGUGUGCGCCCGAGGCGGCCGCCGCGUCCGCCCGGUACGUGGAGACGGACGCGGGCAAGAACGUGACGCUCGCGUGCCGGGUCACACCCGUCGGUGAGGCGCGAGUCUCGUGGUGGUUCGAAGGCCGGCCCGUGGCCAAUGGCACCGCGACCGGCGGCGUCGAGCUGUCCAUCGAGGACGUAGGCCCGGCGGACAACGGCACGUAUGCAUGCGUGGCCGAAAACCGCGCUGGUCGGGCCGUGUGCAACUUUACCGUGCGCGUCAUCCAGGAACCAUCCGAGAUGGCGGCAGGCUCGUACCCACCACACAAACCCGCUCCCGCCGUUGUGGCCAUCGUCCUGGCCGCCGGAUCGGUGUGUUUCGUAGCCGUGGCCGUCAUGUUUGCGGUCGGUUGCCGGCUGAUGGUAGCCAAGCGACGUCACCGUCGGACCGAAAGCGGCCGGGGUAGCAAGUCGGUUGGCGCGGCUGAAGACGACUCCGCCGCCGGUGGUGGUGGUGGUGGUGGACAAGCCGCCAAGCAAUCAUCGGAUAUCCGGCAGUCGGACUCGGUGAACCUAACCGUGUCGUCCACAGUCGACGGCAAACUGUCUUCGACCGAGGACUUGAGCGUGUAUGGCGAGUACGAAGCGGCCGCGGCAGCCAGUGCGGGAGGAGGUGCGAUAGCUGCGUACGAAGUCCACGAGGUUCUGCACAUGGGUAGUGGUGGUGGCGGCGGUGUUGGUGAGGGCUACGACACGUAUCAUGGCCACACUACCGCGACCACCCUAGAAGCCAACCCGGACCUGAUCAGUGACGCGUCCACAGUGGUCCGAGACAACGUGGGCGAUUACCGGGACGCAGCCGGUGGCGGUGACGUGUACAAGAUCGUCGUGGCCGCCCAGCCGUCCGGUGUCGGUCGCGAGUUUUGGUCCGGAGGUGCAGCCGCGAUCGUAUACCCAUCUGCCGGCCACGGGUCGCACGAGCUGCAGCUGUCCCCGGGAAAGCUGGCAGCCGGCGAACCGUACCCGCCCGAUUAUGGACUGCCCAAACUGCAGCCGGUGGCCGUGUCCUCGUACCCGGUACCGCCACAGUCGUUUUACCGUACGCUGCCGCACCGGCGGAACGCGGCCAAACCGCAAGGCCGGUCGUGCCAGGAGGCCGAGUUCGUCAUGUCGCAGCAGCAGCACCACCAUCAUCACCAUCACCACCACCAUCACCAACAGCAACAGCAACAGCAGCAGCACCACCAACACCACCAGAACGGCAUGCGGUACGAGCCGCAAAACGUGCGGUACAACCAACAGGGGUACCCGUACCCGGCGGCCGCGGCGUUCUACGAGCCGCCGUCGCUGUCAAACGCGUCCGCGCAAACAUUGGACGAGGAAACGAUGAUCAUGAUGAUGAUGAUGCCACCGCCACCGCCGCCAGCGCAAAUGCCGCAGAUACAGGCGCAGCCGCCAACUGGUGCCGCGGCGCUACCAGCAGUCAGGAAACAGCAAAUGGAACAGCAGCACAAGGCCGUCACCUCAGUGCAAAAGCAGCCGGUCAACUCGGAGAGCCCGGACGAAGGUUACGUGGGUGAAGGGCCCGACUCGUAAGCCCACUCGGUGACUACUCACUCUCGAUACGCUGUCACCUUGCGUCCGUAAACCUCAACGUUAAAUGUUUGGAACGCGAAACCGCACCGUAGUCUGUUGUAAGAAUCACAAGUACGAAUCAUGCACGAAUCAAGUUUUUCCCCGUCGCCACACCUCGACCCGAAAGUUUGCAUUGUACGACCGCCGAACGUGGUUCACUACCGACGAGUCGAACUUGACCUGGUACGGAUCCGGACGGAGGAUGAGGAUGUUGUUGACGAAAAACUAACGUCGAAAACACGUUCGACGCGACUUUCGUCUUUGUAAGAGUGGUUUUCAAACGCUACCGCACGUCAGGUCACGCUGCGAUCAUUAUGAUUCAGUAAUCGAACCACGUUUAGUGCCCGUGAUGUGUCACUGGCCGAAAAAGUUAAACGACGGCGUUAAAUUAGAAAAGUCUCGAAAACGCUAGGGCGUUUCCCGUGAAAAUCCAUCGCGAACUUCCAUGAGUUAUCAUGUACGACGUUUAAGUGUGUAAAGUUACGCCGUCGACGCCGGCACGUCGGACAAAUAUAUAUAUUAACUCUGUUCCGAUUAAAGUUAAUUUUCCGUCUUCACUGAAAAACCAAAUAAUAUUCUCCUCUUCCUUCGCCUCAUCAAUUCGUUGUGUUUUACUACAAUUCGCUAAAUAUAUGGUUUUUAUCAAAUCUUGUUCAUAUUUUUUUUAUUUUUUUUUAAAUGUAUUUAUACAAUGAGUUCAUAACACACAAACUCAUAUAAUCUUCAUGUGAAAACUAUUUCAAUUGUUAGGAUAGCUACUAUUGGUUAAAAUUGUUGAAUAGAACCUAAUGGUUUUCAUUUGUUGCGACGUUUUUCAGUUGUAACGACUACGGAGUAGUUUUCUAACAAUAAUACUGUAGAGAUAAUCUACGAAUUUCACAGUUGGCAGUUUUUUUUUUUAAAAAAAAAACUUUUCUUUUACCAAACACAUUGAGAUUUUAAAUUCAUAGGUUUAUUUUCAGAUUAAAUUUAACUCAACUAAUAUACGGUGGUAUUCAAUGGAGUUUCUUUAUUUUUUACAUAUAUAUAUAUAUAUAUAUAUAUAUUAAAUUUAUCUGUUCGUGGCGUAUUUUUUUUCUCUCACAUCGUAGAGCACAUCGUAGUUAUGAUAUUGUGAGAUCAAAAUGAUAAAAUAUAUAAUACGACAAUCCAUGACUAUUAUUAACGUGCAUUAAAUUAAGAAAAAUUGAAGCGUUACAAUUAUAGGACGUUAUUGUAUUUGAGGCUCAAACAUAAAACCAGAAUACUUUCCAUCCCAUUGUUAAAAAUGUAUAUCUUUACUACCUUUUCCUGCUGUUCACCAUAAUCAUUUUCUCGGUGUUUUUGGUUUCCGAUAAAUAUUUGACGUAUCGACUGGCUUUUAAAAUAUAACCAUCAUAUAAUAUUAUUUUAGUAUAAUGUUAGAAAAAAAUGUUUAAAAAAUACCAAUUUGAAUUCAUAUUGGUUCAUCCGUCUUGAAUGUAUAUUGAGAUUAUGUUAUUUUAUGUACUCGUAGUUUAUUCGUACUUGUAAAUAUGAAUAUAAUAAUUUUAAUACAUACUACGUUUAACUCAAUAAAAUAUUAUGAUAUAACUUGUCAUGAAAGUUUCUCUGAACGGUUAAAAAA